AUGUCGACUUUGCCCGGAAGGCACUUCAUACAGAGUCAGGCUCUCCUCUACCAAAUGCUUCACGAAAGCGACGCCAGAUGGGAGGCCAACGACUUGGCGAAUCGAAUCACAGAAAUGGUGGGAGAGCAGGCUUGGGACGAAGAAGAAGACCGAAUCGACACCCUCUUGAAUGGCAUGGCCAUCAAUCCAUGCUACACACGAAACGAUGUAUCCGAGGUCGUCACGGGGCUUGCUCUGGAAUACCACAACGGUGAGAGGGCCUGGUCGAGACUACAGCGGCCGCUGGAACGAGUAGGCACAGUGUACUGGAGAGAUCAUGCCAGACAAUUGGAAGCAGAUCACAAAAAGGCAGGACUUCCAUGGAACCCGUCCUCCCUGCCUACGUUCCAACCACUGUCGACGCAGGUUAAUCCGGCAUACUGUCCCACUUCGAAGAAAUGCAAGUACUGCGGCACGAGUCAUUCUCAACAUCUCGGAUUGAAGUGCCCGUCGGGUCGCUUCUUGAAACGCAUGCGAGUGCGACUGGGACGCAUGCUGCUUGGCCGACAAUUCGAUUUCGUGGCGAGGCCUCCUGGCGCGGCGGACUGCGUGGACGUCGUCGAGAGGAUCCUUAUUCGAAACCAUAUCGAUGGGCGUUGGCGCAUGUUCAGCACCAAUCACACGGCCCACGAGCUGAUGAGAGUCAUGUCUCUUUGUAAAGCCCAAGCCGCCUCGCUGGUCAGUUUGGUCGCAGAAUACGACAGCGAGCAAGACCGCAUAUCGCAGAGCCGGCACACCCAAGCCGCACUAAUUGCGGAGAGUGUGCACCAGGACAACGGCGAUGACUUGAUUCUUGAGAGCGUCCAGUACUAUCUUGUCUUUCUCGAUUACCUCUCUCGAACGUCACUGCUCGCCGCCAAAUUUGAACAGACAUUGGCUACGCUGCGAUACAUCCAACAGACCAUGGCAACAGCUUGCUCCACUUUGCAGUGGCGACUGUUAUAUCUGCAGGGUCAGAGGGGGCGCUUGAACCCGUCGCCGAUUGACGAGUCCUCAGCAGAAUGA
Molecule: messenger RNA, 1044 nt
Organism: Zymoseptoria tritici IPO323
Lineage: Eukaryota; Fungi; Ascomycota; Dothideomycetes; Mycosphaerellales; Mycosphaerellaceae
Exons: 3
Coding region: 1-1044 (347 amino acids)
Source: RefSeq, a predicted model, not a curated record